AAGACGCUCAUUCACCGGCGCAGCUGUCACCAUAACAACCGAAGCGAGGGAAUCCUGGCUACUGCCGGGGCGGGGAGCGGGGGCGGCGGUCGCAGGAGGGACCCGGCGCGGGCGGGACCGCGGCGGUCGGGGGACACCAGCCGCGUCGGAGCGCCCAGCACGCCCCGCGCUCCGCCGAGCCCCGCUCCAUGCAGACCCGCGGGCGGGAGGGAGCCACGCACAUCGCCGCCGCGGCCGUCCCCAAGGGGCGGUGACCGAGCCUGCCUCGGAGCCGCCGAACGCCCACGCCGGGGACCCUGACUCUAUGGCCCCGGGGGAGCGCGCCGGAGCCGCCGCGCCGCCCACCCCCAGCCGGAACCCGAGCGUCCGGGGGAGCAAGCGGGGAGCCCCGGGCGUCCCCGGCCCCGGCCCAGGGCCCUGCUUGUGGCCCCCGCUCCCGCCACGGGGCAUGGGAGGCAGGUAGCCCCGCUCGCGCCAGGACACCCGUGGCAGGCGGGACUCGCCAAGGACCGCGAAGUCCAGAGAAAGGAAGCAGAGGAGAGGCCAGCCCGCCCCCGGCCGCAGCCCCAGCAGCGCCCUCCCCCGCCGGCGCGCACCCGCGCGCGCACACUCGCACACCGCACCUCAGCUCCUGCCGGGCCUCGCCCCCACCCGCGAGCGCCGAACCCCCUGGGGCCGGAUGCCAUGGGUAACAACUUCUCCAGUAUCCCCUCGCUGCCCCGAGGAAACCCGAGUCGCGCGCCGCGGGGCCACCCCCAGAACCUCAAAGACUCUAUCGGGGGCCCCUUCCCCGUCACUUCUCACCGAUGCCACCACAAGCAGAAGCACUGUCCGGCGGUGCUGCCCAGCGGGGGGCUCCCAGCCACGCCGCUGCUCUUCCACCCGCACACCAAGGGCUCCCAGAUCCUCAUGGACCUCAGCCACAAGGCUGUCAAGAGGCAGGCCAGCUUCUGCAACGCCAUCACCUUCAGCAACCGCCCGGUCCUCAUCUACGAGCAAGUCAGGCUGAAGAUCACCAAGAAGCAGUGCUGCUGGAGCGGGGCCCUGCGGCUGGGCUUCACCAGCAAGGACCCGUCCCGCAUCCACCCUGACUCGCUGCCCAAGUACGCCUGCCCCGACCUGGUGUCCCAGAGUGGCUUCUGGGCCAAGGCGCUGCCUGAGGAGUUUGCCAAUGAGGGCAACAUCAUCGCAUUCUGGGUGGACAAGAAGGGCCGUGUCUUCCACCGCAUCAACGACUCGGCUGUUAUGCUGUUCUUCAGCGGGGUCCGCACGGCCGACCCGCUCUGGGCCCUGGUGGAUGUCUACGGCCUCACGCGGGGCGUCCAGCUGCUUGAUAGCGAGCUGGUGCUCCCGGACUGUCUGCGGCCGCGCUCCUUCACCGCCCUGCGGCGGCCGUCGCUGCGGCGCGAAGCGGACGACGCGCGCCUCUCGGUGAGCCUAUGCGACCUCAACGUGCCGGGCGCGGACGGCGACGAGGCCGCGCCGGCCGCCUGCUGCCCCAUUCCGCAGAACUCACUCAACUCGCAGCACAGCCGCGCGCUGCCGGCGCAGCUCGACGGCGACCUGCGUUUCCACGCCCUGCGCGCCGGCGCGCACGUCCGCAUCCUCGACGAGCAGACGGUGGCGCGCGUGGAGCACGGGCGCGACGAGCGCGCGCUCGUCUUCACCAGCCGGCCCGUGCGCGUGGCCGAGACCAUCUUCGUCAAGGUCACGCGCUCGGGUGGCGCGCGGCCGGGUGCGCUGUCGUUUGGCGUCACCACGUGCGACCCUGGCACGCUGCGGCCGGCCGACCUGCCCUUCAGCCCUGAGGCCCUGGUGGACCGCAAGGAAUUCUGGGCCGUGUGCCGCGUGCCCGGGCCCCUGCACAGCGGCGACAUCCUGGGCCUGGUGGUCAACGCCGACGGCGAGCUGCACCUCAGCCACAAUGGCGCGGCUGCCGGCAUGCAGCUGUGCGUGGACGCCUCGCAGCCGCUCUGGAUGCUCUUCGGCCUGCACGGGACCAUCACGCAGAUCCGCAUCCUCGGCUCCACCAUCCUGGCCGAGAGGGGUAUCCCAUCACUCCCCUGCUCCCCUGCCUCCACGCCAACCUCGCCCAGUGCCCUGGGCAGCCGCCUCUCUGACCCCUUGCUCAGCACUUGCAGCUCUGGCCCUCUGGGUAGCUCUGCUGGCGGGACAGCCCCCAACUCGCCAGUGAGCCUGCCCGAGUCGCCAGUGACCCCAGGUCUGGGCCAGUGGAGCGAUGAGUGCACCAUUUGCUAUGAACACGCGGUGGACACGGUCAUCUACACAUGUGGCCACAUGUGCCUCUGCUACGCCUGUGGCCUGCGCCUCAAGAAGGCUCUGCACGCCUGCUGCCCCAUCUGCCGCCGCCCCAUCAAGGACAUCAUCAAGACCUACCGCAGCUCCUAGCCCGUUGCGAUGGCCCAUCCCGCACACCCAUCUCCUCGGGCUUCAGCCCAGCCCCAGCUGAGGAACAAGCCAGUGGGGCCCCUUCUCUUCCUCAUUUUGGAAACUUUUCCUCCUCCAUUAAACAUGGGAAACUGAGGCCCUUGAAGGUUUGGGGAGAAGGGUGUAUCAGGCAGGGAGGGGGCAGAGGCAAAUCGCCGGGCAGAGGGAGGGGAGGAGAGGAGGCCACACUCUCCCUGUCUCUCCCAUCUCUGCACCCAGCUCUUCUCUGCAUGCUGAGGGCUAAAUUGGGAUCUCAGCCCGCCCUAAUCUUUCCCCAUCUGAGGCAGGUUUCUAGGAGGUGUCUGUAGUCCAUGUGGCACCUUUGUGAGAAUUAGAAAACAUGUACCUUCCUCUGGGCAGCUGCAGCCCUGAGCCAGGGCAUGUGGCCUGGCUAGUGCAGUGUGGACUGGAUUUUAGGCUCAUUUGCCCCCUCAGCCAACUGCCCUUGAGCAGUGUACAGCCUGCUCAACAACCGCCCUGGGCAGGCCGCUCUUGAGCUGCUGUCUCCCUCUCUGACCUAUGCCUACCUUCUCUUUCCUCGUUCCCUGCCCACUGGGCAUGGCAGCUGGGGGUGAGAGGCUGGUGGGUGCCUCCCGUUCUGGGCAGGCUGCAGCCUCAUGCCAUGUCUCUCUCCCACUACCCGAUGGGCACAUGGACAGGCUGCAGAGGGCUCCAGGUUCUGGGCCCCUGGCUGAGAAGGGGAGGACCCUGUCCUGGCUGUAGCCUUCCUGCCCCAAUCAUCUCGCUGGAUGCCGUUGCCCAGGGGUAGCCCUUCGGUAUGGGCUGGGGAAAAGGGUUGGUCUUCUGCCAGGGUCCCUAAGAACAGGUUUGCAGCUACCCUCUCUGACCUUUUCCCCACAUCUUGUGCUGUCCAGGGCCUAGGCUGAUAGUCAGAGCCUGUGGCACACCUGGGAUGGGCCAGGGCACUGGGUGGGGAGGUGUGGGUUCCCUGGGCCAAGACCAGCCUUUUUCCUCAGCUUAAUUAAUUUAUUUAUUUGGUUUGUGGUUUUGGGUUUUUUAUUUGUUUGUUUGUUUGUUUGUAGGUGAGUUCCCAUCCUCUGGGCCCCUAGAAAUGCUGCCCUUGUGUGUGGGGUACCUGGGAAAGGGUACGGCUGAGG
Molecule: messenger RNA, 3566 nt
Organism: Pongo pygmaeus (Bornean orangutan)
Lineage: Eukaryota; Metazoa; Chordata; Mammalia; Primates; Hominidae
Gene: NEURL1
Product: neuralized E3 ubiquitin protein ligase 1
Exons: 6
Coding region: 685-2409 (574 amino acids)
Biological process (GO): negative regulation of Notch signaling pathway
Cellular component (GO): plasma membrane; postsynaptic density
Molecular function (GO): ubiquitin protein ligase activity
Source: RefSeq, a predicted model, not a curated record